Messenger RNA from Kickxella alabastrina, 1767 nucleotides. RefSeq lists its product as uncharacterized. Gene Ontology annotation, cellular component: membrane. Gene Ontology annotation, molecular function: sucrose:proton symporter activity. The record is from RefSeq and is a predicted model, not a curated record. The transcript has a single exon. The coding region runs from base 1 to 1767 and encodes 588 amino acids. Lineage: Eukaryota; Fungi; Kickxellomycota; Kickxellomycetes; Kickxellales; Kickxellaceae.
AUGAACAGCAGCAGCAGCAGAAGCAGACAGCAGCCGGUGGGCACCCUCUGCGGGUGCUUGCCAAGGGCAGGCAAAGUCGCAGAAAUUCUACAGUACAUAACCCUCACAGUAGCGCUUGGUGGCAUCCAGUUUGCGUGGUCGGUCGAAACCGGGUUCGGCUCGCUGUACCUGCUCUCGCUGGGCAUGAAAAAGUCGCUAGUGUCGCUGGUAUGGCUGGCGGGGCCACUCUCAGGGCUCAUCACCCAACCGCUGGUCGGCGUCCUCAGCGAUCGAUGUACUGCCAAGCUUGGUCGGCGCCGGCCGUACAUCAUCGGGGCGACAGCGGCAGUCGUCGUGUGCUUUGGCAUCAUUGGCUGGACGCGGGAGAUAGUGGGAAAUGACCAGCCAAGGAUGGCCAUAUGGCUGGCGGUCGCUGCCUUUUACGUGCUUGACUUUGCGAUCAACUGCAUCCAGGCCAGCCUGCGCGCGCUCAUCGUCGAUAUGUUGCCGACGGCAAGGCAGGACAAUGGAACCGCGUGGGCAUCGCGCAUGAUCGGAGUCGGAAACGUCGCCGGAUACCUGCUGGGUUUCCUCGAUCUGGUGCACCUGUUCCCGUUCCUGGGCUCCAGCCAGAUGCAGAUUCUAACAAGCAUCGCCUCGCUCGCGCUCAGCUCAACGGUCGCCAUCACGUGUUUCUUUACGCACGAGGUGCCGCUGUCGCGUGCGGCGUCCCAGUCGGCUGGGGGCAGCGGGCUGCAGGCGCUUGGCGCAAUAUUUACGUCGAUCCGCUCGUUGCCGCUAGUGAUCAAGCGCGUGUGCCGCAUCCAGCUGUUUGCGUGGAUCGGCUGGUUCCCGUUCCUUUUUUACAGCACAACGUACGUGGCUGGGCUCUACACUGCGAGUCACAGCGGCAGCGGCGAGAGCAAGGACAAGCUGAUGGAAGACGGCACGCGCGCCGGGUCGCUAGCGAUGUUUGGCCAGGCUGUGUCCUCGCUAGCUUUUUCUGUCGUGCUGCCAGCAUUCACGUACUCGGCUGCGUCACGCGCGCCGCUGCACCGCCAGAGUGAAAACCGGGCGCUGCGGCUUGUGCACAAGCUACGGGCAAUAGUGUCGGUCAGUCUGCCGACAAUGUGGGCCAUGUCACUGGCCGUGUUUUCAGCGUCCAUGUUUGCGACGCUGUUCACGAGCAGCGUGAGGGGCGCCUCAUGGCUGAUUGCAGUGUGCGGCUUCUCGUGGGCCAUGGCCAUCUGGGCGCCGUUUUCGAUUAUCGGCGAGACUAUCAGCAGCAACUCGGCGUCCCUUUCUGCGUCUGGACUGCCGAUGCACGCGGGCACAGGCACGGGCACAGGCGGCGGCAGCGGUGGCAACCACGGGUAUGUGCCAGUGGACAGCACUGAUAUUCCGAUGGAAUCUAUGACAGCGGACAUGGGCGUUUUUGGCUCCGAGAACGGCAGCCGGCACAGCCAAGAGAGCGACUUUAACGGCGAAAGUCAGAGCGAGAACCCAAUGCAAAUCCAGUACCAAGACCAGAGUCAAACCAGGCUGUCGACUGGCACGAUCCUCGGUAUCCACAACGUAUUUAUCGUCGUUCCGCAGUUUAUCACCGCGUUUGUCAGCAGCCUGUUGUUUGCCUUCUUUGAGCGCAAAGGUGGCGAUGCGCCCGACGCGGACUCGGGAGCGCAGCACGCAUACGAGAUCGCGCUGGUUCUGCGCCUGGGGGCGUGGCAUCGGCGGUUGCGGCGUACUACGCGUGGAGGCUGCAGCACUAGCAAUAUGCGGCGCAGCUGA